Messenger RNA from Ipomoea nil (Japanese morning glory), 2000 nucleotides. Its product is annotated as polyol transporter 5-like. NCBI's taxonomy places the organism in Eukaryota, Viridiplantae, Streptophyta, Magnoliopsida, Solanales, Convolvulaceae. The transcript has 3 exons. Gene Ontology annotation, molecular function: carbohydrate transmembrane transporter activity. Gene Ontology annotation, biological process: transmembrane transport. Bases 140 to 1720 code for a protein of 526 amino acids. Gene Ontology annotation, cellular component: membrane. The record is from RefSeq and is a predicted model, not a curated record.
AACACUGGUUGGGUUAUCCAACACAACACUCGGAAAUAUAUAUUGUAUUCUCGUCCGUUGUAAUAUUGUUAUACUACUCUUAACAUAGUAAUUCUCUCUCUCUCACCCUCUCUCUCUCUCUCUGUCGUCGUCUCUCAUCAUGGGAGACACUAGACCAGUAAGAAAUGCCGGCUCCGGCCAUAUUCCGGCGUUUGAUCCUCCGAAGAAGGUGAAGAGAAACAAAUAUGCCAUAGCUGCCGCCUUUUUAGCUUCACUGGCAUCAAUCUUGCUCGGUUACGAUAUUGGGGUGAUGAGUGGAGCGGCCAUCUAUAUCCAGAAGGACCUAAAAAUCAACGACACACAAGUGGAGAUUCUCCUGGGAAUCCUGAACCUAUACUCCCUUAUCGGCUCCUGCAUGGCCGGCCGGACCUCCGACUGGAUUGGCCGCCGGUACACCAUGGUGGUCGCCUCCGUUGUGUUCUUCGUGGGAGCCAUUUUAAUGGGUUUCUCCACCAACUACACUUUCCUCAUGGUGGGCCGUUUCGUCGCCGGGAUCGGAGUCGGCUACGCCCUCAUGAUUGCUCCGGUCUACACCGCCGAGGUCGCCCCCGCCUCCGUCCGCGGCUUCCUCACCUCCUUCCCUGAAGUCUUCAUUAAUUUUGGGAUUUUGGUGGGUUACGUGUCCAAUUUUGCAUUUAAGAAUAUGUCAGUUCACUUGAGCUGGCGAUUCAUGCUCGGAGUGGGAUCGAUUCCGUCGGUGUUGCUCGGCGUUAGUGUAUUGGCCAUGCCGGAGUCGCCGCGGUGGCUGGUGAUGCAGGGUCGCCUGGGAGACGCGCGGCGCGUGCUUCUCAAGACUUCGGAUUCCCCGGAGGAAGCUCACAUGAGGCUCGCCGACAUCAAGGAAGCCGCCGGCAUACCGGAGCACUGCGACGACGAAGUGGUGACGGUGACGAAGAAGCGAGGCGACGAGGACAGCGUGUGGAGGGAGCUUUUCAUCUCCCCGACGCCGGCCGUCCUUCACAUCCUCAUCACCGGCGUCGGCAUUCAUCUCUUCCAGCAAGCCAGCGGCAUAGACGCCGUGGUUCUAUACGGGCCUAGAAUCUUCGAGAAGGCCGGGAUUAAAUCCGACACCGACAAGCUCCUCUGCACAAUCGCCAUCGGUUUCACCAAAACCGUGUUCAUACUGGUCGCCACAUUCACGCUAGACAAAUUCGGCCGCCGGCCGUUGCUCCUAACCAGCGUCGGCGGGAUGGUGACCACGCUGGCACUCCUGGGAAUGUCGUUGACCGUGAUUGACCACUCCCAUGAAAAGGUACCCUGGGCGGUGGCCAUGGCCAUCGCAAUGACGCUAGCCUACGUGGCCGCCUUUUCCAUCGGAGCGGGGCCCAUUACGUGGGUAUACAGUUCGGAGAUAUUCCCGUUAAAGCUCCGGGCAACGGGGUGCAGUCUAGGAACGGGAAUUAACCGCGUAACAAGCGGAGUAGUGUCAAUGACGUUUAUAUCCCUAUACAAAGCCAUCUCCAUAGGUGGGUCCUUCUUCCUGUACGCGGCUAUCGCCGCCGUGGGGUGGGUGUUCUUCUUCACGCUAAUGCCGGAGACGCAGGGGAAAACGCUGGAGGAGACGGAGGCGCUGUUUGGGACAUUCUUUAGGUGGCGGUCAAGGCAGAGGGAGGUGGAUGCGAAGAAGGCUAACAACAAUUCCCAGCUUCAAAUGGGAACGCUUCAGGCUGCUAAUAAGUAGACGUACUUUUAUUUAGUAGUAUAAGCUGCGUGGGUAAUGUUAGUAGAGAUUAAUGUUACUUUACGUACUGCCUACCUUAAUCUCUCGCUGGUGUAUCAUGUUAUAAUAUUCCUAGUAUUUUAAUUUACUUCAGUAUUUAGUAUCAUAUCAUACAUCUUAUCACAUAAGAUGAUUGGGGCCAUUUACUUUGAAAGUCCCUUUAAUUAGAUGUUUGGGUCAUUAAUUGGAUGCUCAACAACAGAAUUUCAGGAUGUAAGUAAAUUAUAAUAAGAGUAUUCUG